AUGAAACAAAUACAACAACAACAACAGGAGGGUCCUUUUUCUCCUCGUCCACCCUUAUCACCACCACCUUCUUCAAGAAUUUGUGUGAAUGGAACCACAAGUUGGAUUCAAGACAUUUGUGUGAAUCGACAAGACAUUUCAUCCUCAUCGAUUCGACCUUCGUAUUGUAAACACAUCAAUCCCUAUGUGGUUCCAUAUCCAUUUAGUGAUCAUGAUUUUCACAAGAUGGAACUUCGUCCUGAUUGUUUCGAUCGUGUCACAGGAAAACCAAGUGAUGAUUUACAGAGUGCUGAAUGUAUCACUGUGCAAGCCAUUUCUUCCGCUGAAUUUGGACCUUUUAAUGUGGAAACAACUAGUAGUGGUGAUAAUGGUGGUGAUGCUGUUGGUGAUGAUCGUAAGAAUGGAACGAUGGUACUGACCACUCGCUCAAAAAAGAUAUUCCUUAUUUGGAAUGAAUACUGGAGAAAUUUAUGCCAUUGA
Messenger RNA from Naegleria fowleri, 480 nucleotides. RefSeq lists its product as uncharacterized. Lineage: Eukaryota; Heterolobosea; Eutetramitea; Acrasida; Naegleriidae. The record is from RefSeq and is a predicted model, not a curated record. The transcript has a single exon. Bases 1 to 480 code for a protein of 159 amino acids.